UGCGCGAGUCCAGGAUUGGUUCAGCCUACUGGCAAUUGUACUGCUGGCUAUUUCUGUGCUGGAAAUGCCUCCGUAUCAGCUCCAAUAGAUGGAAUAACAGGAGAUAAAUGCCCCGUGGGCUUGUACUGCCCUGAAGGAAGCCCUCAACCCAUCACUUGUGAACCAGGUACCUUUACUGAUACAGACACUAACAGUGAGUGUUUAUUGUGUACACCCGGGCACUACUGCAUCACAGGAACCAAUCCUCAAGACUGCCCCGCAGGAUUCUAUUGCCCAGAGGGUACUGGUCAUGUUUGGCAGUCCUGCCCUGCUGGGACAUUUAGUGCCAAUGUAGGCCUAGCGAAUAGCUCCCAGUGUACACAGUGUACUACAGGCUUCUAUUGUUCUGAGACUAAUGCUACAACUGUCACAGGACCAUGUGAUCCUGGGUUCUUCUGUCGCAGUGGCUCUGAUGCUCAACAGCCCACUGGGCUCACAGCUGGUGAUGCCGGUGUAUGUCCCAUGGGGCAUUAUUGUGAAGCACAGACUGGUGAACCCACUGCUUGUCCCCCAGGCACAUUUAACAAUGAUACUGGUCUAGUAAAUGAGGCUUCGUGUCAGCAAUGCCUCCCAGGCCACUAUUGUGACGUUCCAGGCCUCAGCUUUCCAACAGGACUCUGUGACCCAGGGUUCUAUUGCUUCCUGGGAUCCAACAUCUCAAACCCAACAACCAUUGAUGCCACAGGUGGCCCAUGCCCAAGUGGCACUUUCUGCUUAGAGGGUUCAAGUAUUCCUCAAUACUGCCCCGCGGGCUCCUACAGCCCUAUAGCGCAGCAAGCAAACUGUACCGUAUGUCCUGCCGGCUAUUAUUGCCUCAGCGGAAGUAGUAACAUCACUGAAUGCCCCACUGGACACUACUGCUCUCUAGGAACAGAAUUUGACACUCAAUAUCCAUGCUUUAAUGGGAGCUUUAAUAAUGCCACCAAGGGCUCCAGUAUUGAUGACUGUUUGUUGUGUACUCCUGGUUCAUAUUGCCCUGGCCAGGGUCUAACUGAACCAGCAGGUACAUGUGCACCUGGAUUCUACUGCUCUCUUGGAUCAUGGGCUUACAAACCAAGUGUAUUAGGUAAUGACACUGGAUCAGCUUGCAACUGCCCGGCUCAAUCAAUAGGGGGCAUGUGUGUAGCUGGUGAAUACUGCCCCGCUGGUUCAGCCGCCCCUGUGCCAUGUGACCCAGGCUUUCAUUGUUUAACGGACGAAUUGGAUGCUGUCAGUGGACCAUGUCAGGCUGGAUAUUUCUGCAAUGGAAGUACUAUAUUACCUAACCCUGUUGACGAGACAACAGGGGAUAUAUGCCCUAAAGGUCAUUACUGCCCAGAACAAAGUUCUGCACCUAUAGCAUGUGAUCCUGGUUACUAUAGCAAUGCAUUCGCCAAUCAGAAUGUGUCAAAUUGUUUGCUGUGUACGGCAGGAAUGUAUUGUUCUAGCUAUGGGUUACCACUACCUGAUGAUCAAUGUGAUGAAGGCUGGUUUUGUCCGGAAGGUGAAACAACACCUCAACCCCCUGGAAAACAAUGUUUAGCUGGGCACAGGUGCCCAAGAGGAAGUCCCAUGCAGUACCCCUGUGAGUCUGGAGAAUACCAACCCCUCCCUGGAGAAGGGGAGUGUCUAUCCUGUCCCCCAGGGAAAUACUGUGACCGCAAUGAUGCAAUUUCUGAGAAUCAAAGUGGUGCUGGGGCCCCCUCUCAUGGUGUUGUGACCCCCAAAGAUUGCCCAGCUGGAUUCUACUGUCCAAAUGGAACCGAAACUGCAAGAGCUAAUCCAUGCCCCGUUGGAACAUAUAGUAACACCACAAUGUUAGAGAAUGCUACAGAAUGUCGGUUAUGUCCUCAGGGCCAUUACUGUGAGGCUGUUAACAUUACAGAACCAACUGGACUCUGCAGUCCUGGUUUCUAUUGUGUCCUAGGUGCUAUCAACCCUAUACCAGCUGAUGCCUCAGAGGGUGGUGGCCCUUGCCCCCAGGGAACAUACUGCGCUGAAGGCUGGGACUGGCCUACCCCAUGUCCUAAAGGGACAUAUGGUGAUAGGGCUGAGCUCCCUGGCUUGUCUGACUGUACUUUGUGUCCCCCUGGUGAAUUCUGCGCCCAGAGUGGCCUAUCAGCUUCCAAUGGAUCAUGCCUUGGUGGGUUCUAUUGUAGCAACGCGUCACAAUCAGCUAACCCAGUAGGAGAGCUAUACGGAGAUGAGUGCCCCGCUGGGUACUUCUGUCCAGAAGGUAGCUAUAUGCCCAUUGCAUGUCCUCCUGGUACAUACAACCCCAACAAGCAGAUGGUGGAUGAUACAGCAUGUAAUCCCUGUGAUGCUGGUAUGUAUUGUGGUGGGAGUGGACUAGCUAAUGUAUCAGGCCCCUGUGACGCAGGAUUCUACUGUACAGGUGGUAGUAACACAUCAGCACCAACAGAUGGCACCACUGGUGAUAUCUGCCCAGCUGGGUCAGCAUGCCCUGAAGGUUCCUCUAUUCACAAGUUCUGUGAAAAUGGCACUUAUACUAAUCACACUGGUGCAUCUGUUUGCUAUGAAUGUCCUCCUGGAUUUUAUUGUACCAAUAGAGACCGGGCUGAUGAGUGCCCCACAGGACACUACUGCCCACCUGGAACUGGGGCUGAUAUCAUGCCUUGUCCAGCGGGCACAUACAACCCAAUCACUGGGCUACACAACAUAACAGAGUGUACUCAAUGUGAUGGUGGGAGCUAUUGUCUGACCCCUGGCCUGAGCGCAGUCUCCGGGAACUGUACCCAGGGAUAUUAUUGCACCUCAGGAGUGGAUCUAGCCACACCCACUGGAGGCCACACUGGAAUUGGAGAUAUAUGCCCCACUGGAUAUUAUUGCCCAGGUGGCACCACUGAACCUAUUCCUUGUGCCCCAGGGACAUAUGCGGAAAAUGAGGGUCAACCUCUGUGUAAUGCUUGCCCUGCUGGGUACUACUGUCUUGUCAACUCUACCACUUACACACACCAGGUGUGCCCAAGUGGGUACUACUGCCCACAGGGUACCAGACACUCCUUUGAGUUUCCCUGUCCAAAAGGCAGCUACAAUCCAGCUACACAGAGCACAGGGCCUGAGGAUUGCUUGGCGUGUCCUCCAGGAGAAUAUUGUGAAACUGAUGGAAUGUCAGCUACAAGUGGUGACUGCAGUGCAGGCUGGUAUUGCACAGGAGGCUCCUUCCAGAACCAACCAAUAGCCAGCUCUAAUGUAUCUGAUUGGUCGGAUUGUUCCUGUCCAAAUCUCAACUACACAGGAGGUCGAUGCUACCCAGGAUACUACUGCCCUAUAGGCUCUCAUUUCCCAGUAUCAUGUGAUGGAGGUUCAUAUUGUGGAACUUAUGGGCUUGCCUUACCAACAGAUCUUUGUGAUGCGGGCUACUACUGUGAUGGAAAUGCCUCAGAAGCCAAUCCAGCUGACAAGAUAUGUCCGCCAGGAUAUUACUGUGAGAGUGGAUCAGCAACACCAACCCCAUGCCCUGCGGGUACAUUUUCUAAUGACGAGGGGAAUGUGAAUGUGACUGACUGCCAGCCUUGUACUCCAGGAUAUUACUGUAGUGGCACGGCCAACACAAAUGUAUCAGGUCCUUGUGCUCCAAUGUAUUACUGUCCUGCUGGUCAGGAUACAGCCACCCCUGUGGAGUACAACUGCACUAUUGGCCACUACUGCCCUGGUGAAACAGGGCUCCCCAUAGCAUGCCCCAAUGGCACUUAUCAGAAUGAAGAAUCAACCAGUGUGUGUAAGGACUGCCCAGAAGGAAGGUAUUGUGAUACAACAGAGUCAUCUAUAGCAUAUGGUGUUCCUGGGCACGGAGUAGUGAUACCUAGUGACUGCCCAGCAGGUUACUAUUGCCCUCUUAACACUCAGAGUGCCCAUCAAUACCCUUGCCCACAAGGAACAUUCAGCAAUGUAACCUUGCUGCAGAGGGAAGACCAGUGUCUACCAUGUACUGGAGGCUAUUACUGUGACAGUCUAGGGCAAACAAGUCCCACCAACCAAUGUGACGCAGGAUUUGCUUGUGUGUCUGCUGCAAAUAGUUCAACGCCAACAGAUGGCAGCACAGGCUAUGCUUGUCUCCCAGGUUACUACUGUCCUAAAGGCAGUGACCAGGGCACAAAAUGUCCUGCAGGGACUUUCAGUAAUAACUAUGGACUUGAAAAUGUGACAGAGUGUCAGGAUUGCACCCCUGGGAUGUACUGCCAGACUGAUGGACUAACCACGCCCACUGGCAACUGUACUGCAGGGCACUACUGUCAACUUGGGGCAAUAGAUCCCAAUCCAGUGGCUCAAAGUUAUGGGGAUUACUGUUGGGCGGGUCAUUAUUGCCCAGAAGGGACUGCCACGCCCCUACCCUGCCCCAGAGGGACAUUCCUACCUGAUACACAGAGGCAAGAUAUCAGCCAAUGCCUUAACUGUACUGGAGGAAGUUACUGUGAACAACAAGGCAUGACUAAUGUCACAGGCAAUUGCACUGAGGGAUACUAUUGCUAUAGUGGAGCUAGUACAGCCACCCCUACAGAUGGCACCACUGGGGAUAUAUGCCCCUUGGGUAGUUACUGUCCAACUGGAACACCCUCACCAAUACCCUGUGAUGAUGGUUACUACAUGAAUCAUACCCAAGCAGCUCUCUGUGACAUCUGUCCACCACGCUAUUAUUGCGUCAACAAGGACCGUGCUGACCCCUGCCCAGAGGGAAAAUACUGCCCUGGGAAUACUGGCUUUAACUGGGAACUCUGCCCUAAGGGGACCUAUGGACCAACUGAGAUGUUAUCCUCAGAUGGGGAAUGUACACAAUGUGAUGGAGGGUCAUAUUGUAAUGUAGCAGGGUCUAAUGUUGUAUCUGGACCUUGUUCCCCAGGCUACUACUGCCAGUGGGGAGUGGACACGGCUUCCCCCAGUAACAACAACACAGGAUCUGGAGAUGGCUGUCCUGUGGGUCACAAGUGUCCAGGAGCCACCCAGGAUCCCAUUGGAUGUCCCCCAGGGACCUACAAUGACCUGACCCACCAACCAGAUUGUCAAGCAUGUGUAGCAGGCUACUUCUGUCUUGCCAACAGUACAACAUACAUCAACACGCCCUGUCCACCAGGUUCUUACUGCCCCGAGGGAACACAAUCAGCCAAUCAGUAUGAAUGCCCUGCAGGAACUUAUAACAAC
Molecule: messenger RNA, 5178 nt
Organism: Owenia fusiformis
Lineage: Eukaryota; Metazoa; Annelida; Polychaeta; Sabellida; Oweniidae
Source: the annotation of a GenBank genome assembly